Messenger RNA from Fonsecaea monophora, 2142 nucleotides. RefSeq lists its product as hypothetical. The coding region runs from base 1 to 2142 and encodes 713 amino acids. The record is from RefSeq and is a predicted model, not a curated record. The transcript has 2 exons. NCBI's taxonomy places the organism in Eukaryota, Fungi, Ascomycota, Eurotiomycetes, Chaetothyriales, Herpotrichiellaceae.
AUGGCAGACCAUACCGCUCAUGUCAUUGUGCGUGACCCGGAAAAAGAGCAUGAAGAACGGCUGCGUUCCAUCCGUAAUUAUCAGUAUGUUUCAGCGGAGCAGAGUCCAAACCAUGCCUUCUGCGCUCGAUGUAAACUCAUCAACUUUGAAGCCAUCUUCAAAUUACUGGAGACCCAGUCAGACUCACAAGAGACUGCGGUCGCUGACAUUGGCAACCUCAAUCGGACGAUGUUAACUGCGACUUGCCCCUGCUGUGUCUUUUGUGCACAAAUUGUCUUCCUCAACAAGCCGCAAUAUCCUUUCGACGAGGUUAGUAGAGCCUACAUCGAGGCACGGUCUUGCAGGAAGGACGCAAACAAUCAAGAUGGAACGAACCAAGGGCCCUGUGGCUCCUAUCACAAACGUUUGAAGCUCCGUUGGUCUGGCCCAAAUUUAGGACCAUUUGACAAUUGGAGAACUGGACCUAUAUCAGAACACCUCAUCUUUCCAUCUGGCCAGAAGACAGGUAGUGCAUGGGCUUUUGGAAACACCACAGCAAAGGCACGACAUAUUGAUCCGAACACCAUCGAAUAUGGCCACAUCGUUGAUUGCCUGCGACAAUGUCGGUCUAGCCACACAAGUUGCACGAAACUAGACCCUGAAUUGACUGUCAAGACAAGGUUGAUCAAUUGCCGGACAAACCCUCCAACCCUUAUCGAUGGCUCGACGGACAUGGAUUAUUUUGCGUUGAGCUAUUGCUGGGGCCUUGCGCAGCCUGGUGUGACAAGAAAAGCGUAUACAGCAGUCGGAGCCUUGGAGGUAGCAUUGCUGCCCCAGACAAUAAGAGAUGCCAUUGUUGCUACUCAUAAACUGGGGUGUGAUUAUUUAUGGGUUGACGCAAUCUGUAUCGAUCAAGACGAUGCAAUCUCCAAACAGGUCCUUAUCAACAAGAUGGACUAUCUGUACAACAAGGCAGGCCUUGUCCUCGUUGCUCUGGGAGACGAUUCGCAAACAGGCCUUCCUGGAAUCUCGACACCCAGGUGCACACAACCUGCUCUCAGAGUCGGUGACACCAAACUAGUCUCGAACAUGUCUGAACUGCGCGGGCUGUUACAAGGCUCUAGGUGGAGUAGUCGAGGCUGGACAUAUCAAGAGGCGCUACUGGCUCGCAGGUGUCUUUUCUUCACUUCUGAGCAGUGGCAUUUUGUGUGUAAAGCUUCAUCAGCUUAUGAGACUUUGGUGGAAGAUCUGCCAAAAUUUGACGACUGCCGAUUGGAUCUUUAUGCAUUACGGUCGACGCUGUUUCGGACAGGAGCAACCAAUGCGCAUGAUCUCGAGAUUACCGAAGAUAUUCGGGAAUAUACAAUCAGGGACUUGUCAUUGGACGCUGACUUUCUCAACGCAUUUCGGGGAAUUUUGCGUAGGAGUGGGUUACAUUCUUUGUGUGGAGUUGCCGCAUUGAAACCAAAGAACUGCCAUUUUGUACAUCAGGACCUCGAAAGCGGAUUUGCUCUGGGACUCUAUUGGGCUGCUCAAGAUCGCCAUUUAGAGACGACAGCAGGUCCAGGCCCUCCGCGCACUACCCGUCGCCCUGGCUUUCCCACAUGGUCGUGGCUAUCGUCACGCGGUGUGAUUGAGAUGACUUGGAGUAAUCCCCAGGAUUUCAUAUCAAACUUCUCAGGGAUAGAUGUCCAUGCCUCCUUCAGCGUGCUGGACAAUGGUGGUAUCGCGACGCCUUUAGCCACCCUGUGGCAGAAGAGUGCCUCAGGGGGUCUCUUGGACAAAUUUCUGGAGUUACAACCGGGCCAGCAUCUUCAAAUUACCAGUUAUAUUGUCAAGGUCCGGUUCAUGAAACCGACUCAGGCCGUCAUGUUCCAAGAAUACUGGUUCGUCUUAGACGGUCCACUUGUGCUCUUCCCGGACGAUACUUGCAAUCCCUCCACCCACAAGCCGUCAGCGUUCUACUCAGCGACCUUGAAAAUCCCAACAGGGGAACCUCGAAAGAUUCACGACCAGGAAAGCAUUGGCUUUGACGUGGAAGCGUUCUCUGACCCCGGCCUCCGUGCGCGCAUCCUUGUGGACGAAUUCGAGUUAUUGUUAUUAGCUUCCCACGGGUAUGAAGAGCGACAAAUACACGGUCGCCGAUCCCAGUCAGCAGGGUAA